UACGAUAGGAAUUUUUUGGAGGGGAGUGGGACAGGCGGAAAAAACCUCAAAAAGAAAAUUCAAUCAACAACAACUUUAAAAGUAGUCGAUUUUAUUCAAAUCAUUUUCAUUCGACUUCUUGUUUAGUUUUGGUGUGUGUCGUGUGUUUAUCUGUAAAGAAGUCUCUCGCUAUCAAAUUUCUCUGCUGCUGCUUUGAAUCAAUCAGCCAAUCAAUUUAACAACUUUUUUUAUUAAAAAAAAAUUUAAGUGAAAUCAAUUGAAAAAAUGGGUAAAAACGAGCCAUCGGACGAUCCCGAUCCAUCGGAAUAUUUAAUGGUUUCGUUGGAACAAAAACGAAAAGAUCAAACAAAACCAUAUGAUGGUAAAAAAAUGGUCUGGGUGCCGGAUCCGGAAAAAUGUUAUCUUUUAGGUGAAAUUCAAUCAACCAAAGGUGAUGUUUGUACCGUUUCCGUCAAAGGUGAAGAGCGUCAAGUAAAAAAAGAUUUACUUCAACAAGUAAAUCCACCUAAAUACGAAAAAUGUGAAGAUAUGUCUAAUUUGACCUAUUUGAAUGAAGCAUCUGUUUUGCAUAAUCUUAAAGAACGUUAUGAAAACAAAUUGAUUUACACCUAUUCUGGCCUUUUCUGUGUGGUAAUCAAUCCAUACAAACGUUUUCCAAUCUAUACCAAUCGUGUUGUGCAAUUGUAUCGUGGUAGACGUCGUACGGAAGUACCACCACAUUUGUUUGCUAUUUCUGAUGGUGCCUAUACUGAUAUGUUGUCCAAUCGAGAAAAUCAAUCCAUGUUGAUUACUGGUGAAUCUGGUGCCGGUAAAACUGAAAAUACGAAAAAAGUAAUUGCCUAUUUUGCAAAUGUCGGUGCACAUGCCCCGAAACCAGGCGAAGAAAAGAAGAAGGGUAACUUGGAAGAUCAAGUUGUACAAACUAAUCCGGUAUUGGAAGCAUUUGGUAAUGCCAAAACUGUACGUAAUGAUAAUUCAUCACGUUUUGGUAAAUUUAUUCGUAUCCAUUUCGGACCAAUGGGUAAAUUGGCUGGUGCCGAUAUUGAAACCUAUUUAUUGGAAAAAGCUCGUGUCAUUUCACAACAGUCAUUGGAACGAUCCUACCAUAUUUUCUAUCAAAUUAUGUCCGGUGCUAUUCCCGGCUUGAAAGAAAAAUUAUUACUUAGCAAUGAUAUCAAGGAUUAUUAUUUCGUAUCACAAGGCAAAACAGUGAUCGAAGGUGUCGAUGAUAAAGCCGAAAUGUUAAUUACCGACGAAGCUUUUGAUGUUCUUGGCUUUUCAGCUGAGGAAAAAUUCGAUAUCUAUCGUAUAACAGCAUCUGUAAUGCAUAUUGGUCAAAUGAAAUUCAAACAACGACCUCGUGAAGAACAAUGUGAACCGGAUGGUAUGGAAGAAGGUGAAAAAGUUGCCCAUUUAUUGGGUUUGAAUGCAGCUGAUUUGUAUAAAAAUCUUUCAAAACCAAGAAUUAAAGUUGGUAAUGAAUUCGUAACACAAGGUCGUACAGCUUCGCAGGUUGCCUAUUCAAUCGGCGCAUUAGCUAAAGCCAUGUAUGAUCGUUGUUUCAAAUGGAUGGUUAAAAAGUUGAACGAAACAUUGGAUACACAACAAAAACGACAAUAUUUCAUCGGUGUAUUGGAUAUUGCAGGUUUUGAGAUUUUCGAUUACAAUUCCUUUGAACAAUUGUGUAUCAAUUUCACUAAUGAAAAAUUACAGCAAUUUUUCAAUCAUCACAUGUUUGUUCUUGAACAAGAAGAAUAUAAACGGGAAGGUAUCAAUUGGGAUUUCAUUGAUUUCGGUAUGGAUUUGGCUGCCUGUAUUGAAUUGAUUGAAAAGCCUAUGGGUAUUUUAUCCAUUCUUGAAGAAGAAUCUAUGUUCCCCAAAGCAACCGAUAAAACAUUUGAAGAAAAAUUGAAAACCAAUCAUUUGGGUAAAUCACCAAAUUUCCAGAAACCAAAACCACCAAAACCAGGUUGCAAAGAAGCACAAAUGGCUAUUGUACAUUAUGCCGGUACUGUACCGUAUAAUGUUACCGGUUGGUUGGAAAAGAAUAAAGAUCCAUUGAAUGAUUGCGUUGUUGAUCAAUUCAAACAUGGUUCUAAUAAAUUAUUGCAAGUCAUUUUCGAAGAUCAUCCUGGUCUUGGUGGUGGUGAUGAUGGCGGCAAAGGCGGUAAAGGUGGUGGUGCACGUAAAAAGGGUUCCGGUUUCCAGACUGUAUCUGCAUUGUACAGAGAACAAUUAAACAAAUUGAUGACAACAUUGAGAUCAACUCAUCCACAUUUUGUUCGUUGUAUUAUUCCCAAUGAAACUAAAUCACCAGGUGUUAUCGAUGCUCAUCUUGUAAUGCAUCAAUUAACCUGUAAUGGUGUAUUGGAAGGUAUUCGUAUCUGUCGUAAAGGUUUCCCUAAUCGUAUGGUUUAUCCUGAUUUCAAACAACGAUACACCAUUUUGGCACCAACCGUAUUGCCAAAAGGUUUUGUCGAUGCAAAAGUUGCUGCAACAAAAAUUACCGAAGCCAUUCAAUUGGAUGAAAAUGAUUAUAAAAUUGGUCAUACUAAGAUUUUCUUCCGUGCCGGUGUACUUGGUCGUUUGGAAGAAAUGCGUGAUGAUCGUCUAGGCAAGAUUAUGACAUGGUUACAAGCCUGGAUUCGUUGGUAUUUCGUCAAAAAGAAUUUCAAAAAACUUCAAGAUCAACGUAUUGCAUUGUUGGUUAUUCAAAGAAACUUACGCAAAUUUCUUACACUACGCAAUUGGUUAUGGUGGAAAUUGUAUUCCAAAGUUAAGCCAUUGCUUAAUGUUGCCCGAGUUGAAGAUGAACUCAAAGCUUUGGAAGAAAAACUCAAAAAAGAAACCGAAGCACGAGAAAAAGAAGAAAAAUUACGAAAAGAGUUGGAAGUACAAAAUGUCAAAUUGUUGCAGGAGAAAAACGAUCUCUAUUUACAAUUGGAAUCCGAACGAUCAUCAUCCGGUGAUGUUGAAGAACGUCUGAUGAAAGCUGUUUCACAGAAAAAUGAUUUGGAAAGUCAAUUGUCGGAAUUGCAAGAUCGAUUGUCACACGAAGAAGAUGCUCAUGCUAGUCUCAGCUCAGCCAAAAAGAAAUUGGAAAAUGAAAUCCAAAACCAAAAGAAAGAAAUUGAAGAUUUAGAAUUGGCCUUACAAAAAGCCGAACAAGAUAAACAAUCAAAAGAUCAUCAAAUUCGUAAUCUGAACGAUGAAAUUGCUCAUCAAGAUGAAUUGAUUAAUAAAUUGAAUAAAGAAAAGAAAAACCUACAAGAAAUGGGUCAAAAAACAGCCGAAGAUCUACAGGCAACGGAAGAUAAAGUUAAUCAUUUGAAUAAAGUUAAAGCCAAAUUAGAGCAAACACUGGAUGAAUUGGAAGAUAGUUUGGAACGUGAAAAGAAAGCACGUGCCGAUAUCGAAAAGAAUAAACGUAAAGUUGAAGGUGAUUUGAAAUUGGCACAGGAAGCUGUUGCGGAUCUAGAAAAGAAUAAAAAAGAAUUGGAAACCAAUUUACAACGUAAAGAAAAAGAAUUGCAAAGUUUAGCAUCCAAACUUGAAGAUGAACAAGCAUUGGUUGCUAAAUUGCAAAAACAAAUCAAAGAACUUCAAUCCAGAAUUGAAGAAUUGGAAGAAGAGCUAGAAUCUGAACGACAAGCACGUGCAAAAGCUGAAAAACAACGUGCCGAUUUAGCACGUGAAAUCGAAGAAUUAAGUGAACGUUUGGAAGAAGCUGGCGGUGCUACAUCCUCACAAAUCGAAUUGAACAAACGUCGUGAAGCUGAAAUGUCCAAACUUCGUCGUGAUUUGGAAGAAGCUAAUCUUAAUCAUGAACAAGCAAUGUCAGCAUUACGCAAAAAACAUAAUGAUUCGGUUGCUGAAUUAAGCGAACAAGUGGACCAAUUGACCAAAGCCAAACAACGACUUGAAAAAGAUCGUGGUACAUUACAAGCUGAACUUGUCGAUCUACAAUCAGUUGUUGAUCAUGCAAACAAAAAUCAGGCCAACAUUGAAAAACAAAACAAACAAUUGGAAAUGCAAUUGGCUGAAGUAACAAGCAAAUUGGAUGAUGCUAAUCGUAAUCUAAGUGAUUUCGAUGCUGCCAAAAAGAAAUUGGCUGCUGAAAAUUCCGAAUUACAACGACAAUUAGAGGAUGCUGAAUCACAAGUUAAUCAAUUGACUAAAUUGAAAAGUUCAUUACAAAGUCAAUUGGAAGAAGCUAAACGAACAGCUGAUGAAGAAAGCCGAGAACGUGCAUCAGUCAUGUCGAAAUUACGUAAUUUGGAACACGAUCUUGAUAAUGCUCGGGAAUCGUUGGAAGAAGAAACUGAAGCCAAAGCUGAUUUACAACGCCAACUUAGCAAAGCUAAUGCUGAAAUUCAACAAUGGCGCGCCAAAUUCGAAUCGGAAGGCUUGGCCAGAUUAGAAGAAUUGGAAGAGGCCAAAAAGAAAUUGGGUGUUAAAUUACAAGAAGCUGAUGAACAUAUUGAACAACUCAAUUCGAAAGUUGGCUCAUUGGAAAAAACCAAACAACGUUUACAAGGUGAAAUCGAAGAUAUGUCGAUCGAAGUUGAACGUGCCAAUGCAUUGGCUGCAACACUCGAAAAGAAACAGAAAACAUUCGAUAAAGUUAUUGCCGAAUGGAAACAAAAAACCGAUGACUUGGCUGCCGAAUUGGAUGCUUCACAAAAAGAAUGCCGAAAUUAUUCGACAGAAUUGUUCAAACUUCGUGCCGCAUACGAAGAAAGUCAAGAACAAUAUGAAGCUGUUAAACGAGAAAACAAGAAUCUCCAAGAUGAGAUCAAAGAUUUGCUCGAUCAAUUGGGUGAAGGUGGUCGAUCGGUGCAUGAAUUGGAAAAAUCACGAAAACGAUUGGAAAUGGAAAAAGAAGAAUUGCAAGCAGCAUUAGAAGAAGCAGAAGCUGCAUUGGAACAAGAAGAGAACAAAGUAUUGCGUGCACAAUUGGAAUUAUCACAGGUUCGUCAAGAAAUCGACCGACGAUUACAAGAGAAAGAAGAAGAAUUCGAAAACACACGAAAGAAUCAUCAACGCGCUUUGGAUUCCAUGCAAGCCAGCUUGGAAGCCGAAUCCAGACAAAAAGCCGAAGCUUUACGUAUGAAAAAGAAAUUGGAAUCCGAUAUCAACGAACUGGAAAUUGCAUUAGAUCAUGCUAACAAAGCUAAUGCUGAAGCACAGAAAAAUAUUAAAAAAUAUCAACAAAAUAUCAAAGAAUUACAAACGGCAUACGAAGAUGAACAACGUGCCCGUGAUGAAGCACGCGAACAAUAUGCCAUGGCUGAAAGACGAUGCAAUGCAUUGCAAGGCGAAUUGGAAGAAAGUCGGCAAUUAUUGGAACAGGCUGAUCGUGGCCGAAGACAAGCUGAAGGAGAAUUGGCCGAAUUACAUGACCAGGCUAAUGAAUUAUCGGCCAAUAAUGCCUCAUUAUCGAUGGCCAAACGUAAAUUGGAAGGUGAAAUGCAAGCAUUGCAAGCCGAUUUGGAUGAAAUGCUCAACGAAGCUAAACAAUCGGAAGAAAAAGCUAAAAAAGCAAUGGUCGAUGCUGCACGAUUGGCUGAUGAAUUACGUGCCGAACAAGAACAUGCAAUGCAACAGGAAAAAAUGCGAAAAGCAAUGGAACAACAAAUCAAAGAUUUACAGGUACGAUUGGAAGAAGCUGAACAGGCUGCAUUGAAAGGUGGCAAAAAGACCAUUCAAAAAUUGGAACAAAAACUCCGUGAAUUGGAACAAGAAUAUGAAAGCGAACAACGACGACAUGGUGAUGCAUCCAAGAAUCUACGUAAAGCUGAACGUCGUAUCAAGGAAUUGCAAUUCCAAGCUGAUGAAGAUCGCAAAAAUUAUGAACGUAUGCAAGAUUUGAUCGAUAAAUUGCAACAAAAGAUGAAAACAUACAAACGACAAAUCGAAGAAGCCGAAGAAAUUGCUGCACUUAAUUUGGCUAAAUAUCGCAAAGUACAACAAGAAUUGGAAGAUGCUGAAGAACGCGCUGAUAUGUCCGAAAAUGCAUUGGCUAAACUUCGCGCUCGAAAUAGAAGUUCAGCAUCAGCUACACGUGGUGUUAGUCCAGGGCAGGCCGUACCAAAACCAAGAAAAACACGCGUUGAAGAUGAAUAAAUGCAACAAUAUCACCAACUUAUUUAAUCAAAUAUCAAUCAACCCAUUCAUUGAUUUAAUUGUUGUUUCAAAACAAAAAUUCAGAAAUCCAAGAUAUUAAUCCCAUGUUAUCACUUAUAUACACACAACCAAUCUACCAAACUAAACUGAUAGAUGAUUACAAAUAAUUAUUAUUUCAAUUAAUCAACCACCAAGACAGUGUGUCAUCAUAUUUGUUGUUAUUUCUAUCUUUAUUUAUUCUAUUAUUAUUAUUAUUAUUAUUAUUAUCGGAAAAUUGUCCAAGUUUUGAACGAUUGAUUGGAAAUUCUUCUUCUUUCUCACUCUCAACAAAACAAGCAGCAGCCCCAAACAUCAACCAUCUGGCACACACCAUGGAUGAGUUUGAAGGAAAAAAAUUUUCAAUCAAUUUUGUUUCAAUUUUCAAUUACUUGGCAAUUUUACUUUUAAAAAUUUGAACAAAAAAAUAAAAAUUUCAUUUUAAUCGAUUCA
This is a messenger RNA of Dermatophagoides pteronyssinus (European house dust mite), 6615 nucleotides long. RefSeq names its product myosin heavy chain (gene Mhc). The record is from RefSeq and is a predicted model, not a curated record. Gene Ontology annotation, biological process: sarcomere organization; muscle contraction. Lineage: Eukaryota; Metazoa; Arthropoda; Arachnida; Sarcoptiformes; Pyroglyphidae. Gene Ontology annotation, cellular component: cytoplasm; myosin filament; myosin II complex. Gene Ontology annotation, molecular function: actin filament binding; ATP binding; microfilament motor activity.